UUCCGCCAUUUUGACAUGAAAACAUCCUGUGGUGGAAGAUACUCCCUCAGCGAUGUCCAGGAACAAUGAAGCGAACUCCUUCAGCCAGAGUUAUAAGCUGGUUGUAGUUGGAGGUGGAGGUGUGGGCAAAAGUGCCUUAACUAUUCAAUUCAUUCAGUCCUAUUUUGUGACGGACUAUGAUCCUACAAUAGAGGACUCGUACACAAAGCAAUGUGUGAUAGACGAGGUUGUAGCCCGGCUGGACAUCCUAGACACAGCGGGGCAAGAGGAGUUCAGUGCUAUGAGGGAACAGUACAUGAGGUCUGGUGAAGGUUUUCUCUUAGUUUUCUCCGUCACGGAUAGAAGUAGUUUCAAUGAAAUCUAUAAGUUCCACAAGCAGAUUCUCCGUGUGAAGGACCGCGAGGAAUUCCCAAUGAUCCUAGUGGCCAAUAAAGCUGACCUUGAUCAUUCUAGAGUGGUCAGUAGAGAAGAGGGCGCUGAGUUAGCGGAACAGUUAAGUAUUAACUACAUAGAAGCGAGUGCCAAGGUGCGAGUAAACGUAGAUCAGGCAUUUUACGAUCUGGUCAGAUUCAUCAGAAAAUUUCAAGCGGAAGAGCGACCAGCAGUGAAACCUGGCGGGGACAGAAAGAGGAGGAAAUGUACGAUACUCUGACUGUUUUUCACUGCCCUGAGUGACAAAUUCUGAUUGGCGAAUUAAAGGAGGAUGAAACAACUAGGACAGCCCCGGAGAUUUGGUGUGACAUUCUCUGAUUGGCUGACAGUCAGAGGAUGGCUAGUAUGACAUUCUCUGAUUGGUUGGUUAUCGGAGGAUGUUACAUUAGGGAGAGUUCCCGCGAGAGACUAAUGUGAUGUUCUCCGGCUUUUGAUUAGAGGAUGCCACAAUAGGGACCACCCCCUCCCGCCCCCAUUUUCCCCCAAGACUAGUAUAACAUGCUCUGAUUGGCUGACAGUCAGGGGAUAGCUAGUAUAACAUGCUCUGAUUGGCUGAUAUAGACAGUGAGUCAUUCGAUGGUCUCUCUUUGGUGAUCGCCACCUGGGCUACAGAAUCUGCCUUCCAUUUUCCAGGUUCAUUGUCGCUUAUUACACCUGUAGCAGGAAAGUCAGGAAAACUUAUUAUAUUAUGCAGAUUAUGGUAUGACUGUGCUGUGUGUUUGUCUCUGUUGUUUAUCAUAGUCAUAAAAUCAAAAUUUCACAGAAAAAAAAUUGUCUCCAAAGCUCAAUUUCUAAUAAGAAUUCACUUGAAGCUUUAUAAACUGAUUCCGUAUUGUAGCAUUCAACAUUCAGUUGUUAUUUCUUGUUCUUUACAAUUUUGUGCAAUUUUGAAAUUUUAAUCUGAUAAAUUUAGGCAAGAAGGAAGUGAUUAGACAACAAAAUUGUUUUUUUCCAUAUUUUUGACAGUAUAAUAUAUUUUGUAUGCAGAUUAUAGAAAUCCAUUUUCAUGGAAAAAAUACUAGAAUAGGAAAAAAAGAAUCAGAUAGAAAAAAAGGAAGCCAUAUGCAUUCGUUAGAUUAUCAGUACUGUUGAAAAUCUUAUGUUUUGAGCUGAAUUCUCCUCGGGGAAUUCAAGGCAGAGUUUAAUUAUAUUUUUUGGUUGGGUAUCUACUAUCUAGUUAAGCAAAUGGUCUUUUUCAUGGACGCUGAAAAUGUAACUUGCGUACCAACCUAAGGAUAUCUGCCGCUUAUACUGGUCUGUAUACAUGUGGAUGUUAAGACUUUUUCACUUCGAUAGAUUGUUUAUUUUUAUCUUACUGGGUCAAGAGCCUUUUCUACUCUUAGACUAGUGUUUUGAAGGUUUUUUUUUUUUUUUUUGCAGUUACUUUUAAAUUAAUAAAAGUAUGAUGUAAUGUGUUUUUAAUUAGCAUUUGUAAUGCAAGCAAAGUUUCAGAAUUUUUUAUCAGGAAUAUUUAUUUCCUUAAUCACAUAGAGCAGAUGAUUAUUAAAGAUGAUUUUUGAAAAAGUAAUUCAUAAUUGAUAAGUUUGUUGACUUAUUGCUAAAUGAAAAUAAUGGUAUAAAGCUGCUAUCAUGAUCACCGUGGCCAUUUUUUAAUUACCUGGAUUUUCUUAUCAUGGUUCAAUCUUUUUUGUAUGAAAUAUUUGUCAUUUCAUCAAUUUUGCUCACCAUUUGCCCAGAUAUUUUCACUCACCUAUUCCUUGACUGGAUAAUUUGAUCACCUUUUUUCCAGUAUUUUUUUUUGUUUUGUUUGUGAGGGUUUGUUGUUUUAUAACACUAGACUUGGUUGUACUAGAAAUAAGCUACAUGUCUUGGUGUUAAAUCAUUUUUGAUACAUCAUAACCUUUUAUGAAAAUUUUCUCAACCAAACCCAUCCUUUUUUAACUCCUACAAUUUGGCACUUAAGUUUGAACUAGCAAAAAUAAAAUUACUUUCAAGUAAAUUAUUAUGAAAUUAAACUUUAAUAUAAAAUAAAUGCAUCCUAUUUUUAUAAUAAAAUGUGUCCUAUUCACAUUUAUUUUUCUACAAUUAACAACUUUGUACUUGAUUAAUUUCCACUAGAGGAGUACUUAUCAUAAUUUCACUUGUUCUAUCAAAUAACAUCAAAGCUAAUUGUUUCAUGAUACUUGUUUUAAUUUGACUUCAUGGUUCUAAGAUAAUACAAUGCAUGCAUUUCAUAAGUUCUCACAAAUAUUUAUAAAAGAUAUAAAAAUCUCAAAAUUAAACAAAUAAUGCGCCCUGGUUAUGUAUCGGUAAUAGAGAUGCUAGUUUUAAUUUUUGUUUGCUGCUAAAUGAUGUUUUUUUCUGUGCCUGAGUUGUUGAUAUUGUUUGAAUGCUACCUCUGUGCUCAGUACUGAUGUAGAAUCUCGUAAAUAUAGGCUUCAAAUGUAUCUGAAUAUUUUCAGCAGCCUUUCUUUGAACUUUUGACAACAAUUUUUUCUGUCAAUGUAAUUUUUCACUGAAAAAAAAAAAAAAAGAUUUGUAGAGAUUCAGUUGGUCUGAUCAAUAAAAUACAUGAAAGUGUCGUGACCAAAUUAAUUUACAUUAAGUAAAUUACUGUAUUUAAUGCUGUAAACAGCAAUGAUUAAGCCCAUGCCUGUUGAAAAGCCCACUUAUAUGUUUAUUGGAGUUUUAAGUAACACUAACAUAUGCCUUACCACUGUCCUGUAAUAAGCCCACCCCAACUUAGAGUCAAAGUCUAUUUAUAGAUUACCUUGACCUUUUAUAGGAUAGAAAGGUAAAGGUUAUUGAUAUUCAAUAAUCAGUUGUAAAGACUACAGAUGCUGGUUGAGAAAUAUGUUGUAAAUUUAUUUUCUCCACCAUCCAUCAUCAUGCUGUAGGAUUUGUGUAUUCUUUGUCCUGGUAAAAUGCCAUUUAUGAUAUUGUUCUGCUUUGAAAUCUAGGGGUUCCGUCCUCAGUAUUCUUAUCUUCUCUGCAUUCCUGGAAUUCAUUGUUGCUAAAACAAAGGCUUGCAUUUGAUUGGUUCCUGACCUGACCUGAGCUUGACCAAUCACAAAGCUGAUUUCAUUUCUUGCGAUAGAAGGUUGCAGAUAAAUAAUGCCCAAAUCAUCUUUUUGCCUCGCUGCUGCCUCGCCAUUCCAUUCAUCUUUCUAUCGUAACAGUUAUCUGCCUCACUUACUUACAUUAUGCAAUACACACUUCAUGCAUACAGAGAUGUUUUGGUGACAUUUUCCAUGGGUACAGAGAAGAUAUAUAUAUAUAUAUAUUGAGGGUGGAGCCUUGUCUUUGAAGAUGCCAGAAACAUGGUUGUAGUGUUCCAAUCAUGGGACUGGAUAUCUAAGGAUAUGGGCAUAUACCUAUCCUGUACCUUGAUUGUUUGACUGCAAAAACCUGUAACAGGCAAUUUGACUAGAAAAUAUGUGACAGGAAAUAUUUGGUGUCCCAGUUCAAUCAAUGGAUGUCCCUGUUACAUUAUGGGGACAUUCUGUGUCCCAAUUCAGAGUAAUGUAACUCACAGGAUUUUUUGUGUCAGUUUUUGAAACUAAGAUUGAGAGUUUGCAGUUCUAGGUGUGUGAGUUCGCUGCUCUAGGUGUGUGUGGAUGCGAUUUCGCUUUUGUGUGCUGUAUUAUUAGUUAUUUAUAAUAACAACUUCCCUUUCUAGUCAUGGAUUUUAUGUUUUAAUGUGUUAAUGAUUUUAUUAUUUCCAAUGCUUUGACUCACCUGGGUUAACAUUCCAGAACUCAGCUUCAUGUAGAAAUAGCUGGCUGUUGAUGCACAUUUAUUUUAUUGUUAAAAUGUAUUUUAUUAAAAAGAAAAAAAAUUGAAAUAAUUUAAGUAUUAUUAAUCGUAAUCAAAAUGAAUUUUAUUUAUAGAUUUUUGGUGUGUUUUUAGCACCAAAGGGCCAAUUCAACUUUGCCACUGGAUAGUGUCCAUCAUCAUUUCACAUUCUAGAUCUAUUUGCAAUACUUUAAAAAAAAACAGUACCUGAAGAAUGUCAAAUUUAGUAAAUAACGGUAUGUCUGACCAAUAUUGUAUGACGGAUUUCCUUUGAUGGAGGAAGUACCUGAAGAAUGUCAAAUUUAGUAAAUAACGGUAUGUCUGACCAAUAUUGUAUGACGGAUUUCCUUUGAUGGAGGAAAUGAUCAAGCUAUUUAUAAUUGACAAUGUUCAAAUUUCAUCUGUUAAGUUCAGUAUGGGAUAAGUAAAGUUACUGUAUGUUAUUUUGCAAUAUUUACCCCAGUGCUUUGUAUAUACCUAAUGGUUGAGUAAACAUAGUUAUGCCUAUGAUAUUUAUCUAUACCGGUUUUCUUGUUCAAAGAAAUAUUUAGAUGAAAAAAAAUAUAUAUGAAUAAUUGAUGUAUAUUAAUGGUGUAGACCCCAUGGACCUCUUGUUCCCUUUAUUUUAUCUGUUGAAAUGUGUGAUGGAUUAAUUAGAUGCUUACCAAAAUUAUUCUAAAAAAAAGAAAAAAAAAGUUGUGCACUAUAUUUACACAUCCGGGCCCAGUUGUUUGUAAAAGGUGAUUAGGCUCAACACAGUUUAACAACAAUUUUAAAAUCGUGAUGAAAUCAUUUCUGGUCAAACUAAAUUGACAAAAUUUUAUGAAAAUACGACACCUGUCAGUCUCUACCUGCCUACUUUCUGGAAUACACACACUCAGGUUUUCAAGUAAAGAAAUUGAUAUUUUCACUAAUCAAGUGUUUCAGCUAAUCACCUUUUGAACAACUGGGCCCUGGUUCAAAGUACAACUAGCUUCUGACAUAUACUGCUGUUAAUUUAAAAACUUCACUGAAUCAAACUUGUAUUGCUUGAGUCGGUGUUCGGGAAAAAAAAUGGAUAACACUUUCAUUAAAUAUUUUAAUCUUGAUCUAUUACAGAGAAUUUUUGUUCUACAAUUUACAAGUUAUAAUAUGUUUUGAAAAUGAAAGCCCUGUACUCGGUUCUUGAUUCUAACUUGGAGUUGUUACUCUUUGUUGGCAUUUUUAUUGAUUUUUUAAAGAGAUUAAUAAUUUUUGGUGUGGUUUUAGAUUGAUAUUUAGAUAACUAACUACAAGGUCAGUAUAUCAUUGAAUUCCUUCUGUAGAUAUAUACUCUAGGUUUAUCCUCCUCAAAGUGACCAUUGGUCAUUUUUUCUCUAAGAAAAUACAUACUUUGUUUUCCCAUAUCUAUCCCAAGUUAAGUACAAUACAAUGUGACUGGUGCCAGUCAUUAAGAAAACAUUUUGAUAUUUGUUAUAUUUUUAUCAUAUGAUUGAUUCAAUUUACAUGAAAAUUAGAAUAUAAGAUAGGAUCAAUUAAAAGUUCAUGUUGUUACUUUUCAUACUAAAAAAUAAUUUAUAUGUAUUUGAAAAAUUUGCAUUAAGAUAUUUUUUUCUUGCAUUUAAAUUCUCAAUCAAUAUCCUUGUACAUCAGAAGCUGUAUUGUGUUUCACGUAACUGUUUGAAGCAUCUUCUGUUGGCAACACUGAUAUUAAAUUUUGAAAGGAGAGUCAAAGAAAUACCCGAUAGGCAAAGAAAAUUUUUUGAAUACAUGAAUAUUUAUUUUUAUUUAUUUUUGCAUGUGGCACUGAGAGGUUAACUGUAGAGAGGCACAUUAAUUUCUUGAUGUGUAACGCUGGUCGUUUCUGUAAAAUUGUUGUAUUUGUUGAUAAAUUGUUUAUUUGUGUCAUGUUAAGGAACAGCCCAAACACUUGUCUAGUCAUCACAAUAAUGCACAGGAACUUGACACAAAUUCACACCCUACAUUCCAUAUAUAAUACACAAUAUGUUAUAAAUAUGGACUGUGGGUAGAUAAUUUGUGUCAAGUCCCUGUGAGAAAAUAUAUCAAAUGAGUUAGGACCAUUUUAUUUAUUGUAGAAAGUAUUACAUAAAAACGUUUCAUUCCUGGUAUAAAUUGUACAUGUACUACAAAAAAUGUAGUUAGAUUUGAAGUAAAUACCUGUAAAUAUUGAAUUGUAAAUAUAUUCUAUAGUUAGACUUAAAUACAGGUAAAUAUUAUAUUUCUAGUGUAAUGUUUGUAAAUAUUCCAGGCCUAGAAGUUAACACAGGCAGGGGAGGGGCAUACCCACCUCAUGAAGAUUAGAAUUUAGUAGUAGAAAUAUUCAUACCCGGUUUCUAACCAUAAAAUAUGUUGGGGACUGCUAGUUAAUUCUCCUCACUGGUACAGCUUUUAUAAUGAAAUACUGUUACAGAACAACAUCCACAUACGAAGAUUCCUGAGUUCGUGACAGCUUCAGUAGGUGCACUUAUUUUGCCUACCCUGUUCCCUGUUGCUGAGGAAGUUUUUUUUACUCCUUGAUAAAGUGUAUGUGUGUGCCUUGCUUUUCCCCCAGCAGUUACUAAAAGUCACUUUCCUUUCUUAUUAUUGCAUGUUACUUACUCCGGUUAAAACUACAAUAGCCUUAUUCUACCCAAACCAGGGCCCAGUAUGAUCAAUAUUCCUUAACUAGAGGAAAUCCUGUAACUCAAAAUUCCGAUAGGAAUGCACUACAGAAUUUAAGGAAUGUUCCUUAAUUGAAAAUUUUCAUUAAAUCCAACAAUGCUUUUUCCUUUGGAAAAUUUUAAGUCGAGAAUUUUCCUUCAGUUCAGGAAUAUUAUUGAAACUGGGGCCUGCUAGCUUAGAAUCAAGCUUAUUGCUAUGGCUUAUUUUAACUAAUGAAAAGACCUUGAUCUGGUAUAUUUAUUUUUUUCCCUUAUUUCAGCUUUGAAUUGAGAUCCUUUAUUGAUGAGAAUUUGGCCUUGCUUUCUCUCAUCAUUGGAUGAGGAUUUUUAGUCCUUUUGUCCUGAAUCCCUUGCUCUGAACUGGUUUAUAUUUUAUAAGCCGACUGAUUUUAAGAUAUUUCUCUGGAAUCUUUUACUAGAUGUGUUUUUGUAUCCUUUGUAUAUGAAGUUAAAUAUGGCUUUCCAUGUGACUUGCUUUGAAUUUUCAUGUGUUCCAAGUAUGAAUGUUUGUCUUACUUUAUAAUUGUGUGUUGAUAAGUUUAUCAUUUAGUAUUGCAGAAGCCCCUUCCAGUUAGCUUAUAUUUUAUUGAUAAAUUUUAUUAUUUACUGUACAUUGUACUAGAUUAUUCCUUGUAUCAUUCCGUUAGCUUGCCUGUCUGCUAUUAACCCUUUCACCCCUACUGACCAUAUUGGACUUCAAAUGAUGAAUGAAUGGCUGAGUCCACUAACAUUUCUUAGGGUUGAAAGGGUUAAAUAUUGACCCUAAUAGCACAGGGCCUUGACAUGUUCCUUUGACCCAGUAAUAAGUAAUCAAGGGGUCAACCUUGGAGUUAUUCUUUUCAUUCUGGGUCAUAGGAAAAUGUCAAGCCCCUGUGUCUUAGAGCUGUAUGACAACGUUAUUGUGUAAAUGCUAUAAGAUGGAGCUAGUUGCAGAGGUAAAGUAAUGAUGGACAAGUUUUUCCAUACCUCUUAAACACAGAAACUUAUAUUUUAUGAUAAAUAUAUUACUGACCAAUGGUUAGAAAUUCGAACCAAGCCCUGUGCUGUGUAUAGUAAACAUUAUACUGCUACCUUCUUUGUUCAGCGUUGAUAGAAUGUAAAUUAUUUUUGAAAAAUAUUUGUGAAUUAUGAAUAUUAAUUGAUAGACGAGAAAAUUAUCAGGGUGUCUUCGAAUGAUCAUGUUCUAAAAUCCAUCGAUUUUGAAAAUUCAUCAAAGGAAGUAAUCGAGAAUCAGACUUGUGUGUCGCUCAAACAGAGGUUUACAUUGAUAGAAAUUGUGUUUAUUUUGUAAAUCUAUGUAGCUUUAUCCAUAUGGAGGCUUCACUAUCCAUUUGAUUAGCUGUAUUUGAAUUUAAAAUUAACACAAAUUAUCUAUUAAAGUUCGAUUUGGAUGAAGAAAUUUGUAUGAUACAUGUGAAUUCCAGAAUGAAAGUCUUAAAGAAUUGAGCUAAAUAUUUUGACACUCCACUAAGUACUUUCCAAAUCUAUAAUAUAACUUAAAUUUAAUAUCUACUUAACCUGAUCUACUUAAUAUCGACAUAUAAAACAGUGUUUGAUAACGCUUGUUGAUAUGAAAACAUAAUCGGGUUAUUUUUAGUAGUGUUACCCAAUUGUAUUAUGAUUUUCCCAAAUUCGUCAAAUUUUUGCAGUUUUACCGAAUAUUUAAAACAAAAAAGCAUCCCACAUUUUUUUCAUGGAAGAAACCGACCAUAAUUUUCUCAAUGAAUUUACUUUUCAAGGUGUCCAGUUUUUGUGUUUUUAUUUUACACUUAAAAAUAUCUAGAACACCGUUAAAAAAAAAAGAAAAAGAAAUAUGUACAGUAUUAACAUACGUUUUCCAGAAACACAUGUUUAUCUGUUUUAAAAAUUCCUUAAAAAAAAUUAAGAAGAAGUAAAGUAAAUGUUUACAGAUUUCAGAUUACGUUUUCCAGAAACACAUUUUUAUCUGUUUUAAAAAUUCCUUAAAAAAAUUAAGAAGAAGUAAAGUAAAUGUUUACAGAUUUCAGAAUCCGCUAUUGAGAUUCAGGAUGAUUCUGUUUAUCUGGAGGUUUUUAAUCUGAAAUAACUGUUUCAUACCGUGUAUACAAAUGUAGCAUGUGUUUUGGUUCCUUUGAUAUUAUUUAUCUACAAACUCUCUCACUGUAGGCUCCGAUUUAGAUAUUACUUUGUGUAUAAUGUGUUGUAUUUCUAACUCGCCUGCCAAAAUGGUAUGUGAUCUUGCUUCAUGAUGCAGCGUCUGUUGUUUGUCUGAACAACUUUUCCACCCAAAUCGCCUAGCACCGUAAUAUUGGGCCAGUAGUAUGCUGGGAUGAAAGACUUUGAAGUUAAAAAAAAAAAUAACAUUGAUCCUCUUUCAAGUACACACAGAUCAAAUAAUGAAAUGUGUUCAAAUCUUAAAAGUAAUUCUAAAUAACGGGAAAAUCCACGAUGAAAAUAUGUGGCGGUAGCUGUCUGGCAUUACAGCUUUCAAGGUCGUUCAUAUGAAUGACCUUGACAAAAUUUGACAAAAUUUGUUCAAUUUACACAAAUCUGCCUUCAUAUAACACUGGCUGUAAAGUUUUGCCAUUUCUUUGAAUUAAGUCCAAUUUUCAUUGUGAGUCACCACCGAAGGCACGUUCAUGAAUGAUCCAUGGUAUAGCUAGGUGAGCAUUUUAAGUUCAUUUAGUUUCUUGUUGAUAAUUCUAGUCCUUAAAGCAGGUCACAGUAAGAAAAAUAUGUGAACUUGCUGAGUUUCCUAAAAUAUGAAAAUGUUAUUUCAGAAUUUUAUUUAUUGGUGAUAUUAAUACUUACAUUUCGUAAUUAUAUUUCAUUUUCUCCAAUAUUUACACAUACAUUACAUUAUAUACAUGAAAAGUCUGAAGUAAUUAAUUUAUACUAUAAUUGUUAAUUUUGGAUGAAGGUCAAACUGCAAAAAUAUUUGUAUAUUAAAUAGCUUGAUGCUAACAUUUUCCAACAAAAGACUCAAAGAAUUUGAAUAUACAUGUUGUAUUGGAGAAUACAGCGAUCACAAAUUGUCAUACUAGAAAGUUUGUGUGAAGAUAUAGCUGAUGAAUCCAAGCAAGUGUAGACUGUACAAUGUUUCCUAUAACUUCUGAUUAUUUAAUUCAGGUUUGUUACGCUUGAGUUGUUUCAUAACAUUUACAAGGUCUGUAAUCAAUAUUGUGAAGAAUUUUUCCUGGUGUUGUAAUUCGUGAAUCAUGAUUCCCUUAAAGAUUCAAUGAUAUUUUCUUAUUCCAACAGAACUGAACCUGCGAUUAAUGUAGCUUUAAGUCACUAGUAUAGUUUUAUUUUACAUGAAUUUAAGUAUUUCACUUUAUUAGAUAAAGACUCUUUAUAGUUCAAAUUGUUUGACUUAUUGGACCAGAUUUGUUGGUUUAAGAAAUAAUUAUGGGCUACAUGAUCUUGUUUACUUAUUGGCGAGCCUUGACAAAGACUUCCAAGGCCUGUAUCAACAUCAGCAGGUCCAUCAAGAUAUAUGCCAGAAAUGCUACAUUCAACACAUUUACAAACGUUUGCCCCUAAAAUGAAAAGACCUUGCUCUCUCAGAAAUCUUUUAAAUUCAGAAGUUACAUUAUAUUUAAUAUAUAUACAUGUAUGUAGUUCAGCAACUGCCAGAUUUCAUAUAUUCAGUUUACACAAUAACUGGUGACGCCUUACUCUUAAGCAUUAAGUGAUUAUUUGUGGAAAACAACAAAACAUUCUAUCACUGCUAAAUGUCAUAGGAGAAUUAAACUACAGUUGUAUGAGGUUAUUAUCGUCAUGUAAUAUAUCAAACUGCACUUGUUCAGUUUUAAUACACAAAGCAGGUCUUCAUUUGAAGAGCGACUAUUUUUAUUAUUCAUCACGACUAGUUCUGCCCCUUGAGGAAGUCCUAAUAAUGUCCCCAUUUAAGUAUCCUGUUGUUUCCUUAUGUGACAGAUACUUGAGAAUUGUUUUUUUAUAUAUUGUUAUUUUUAGCCCUGUGGGAAUUAAACAUGUGCAUGUGCCUGUAUAAAAGAUAUUGCCCUCGAGUGCUAGAGAAGACACAAACGCCAAAUCCAUCCCCAUAACUAGCUGGGCUUUUCUAAUUAGCUGGUGUAUUGACUUGAAAAGUGUUGUUAAAUUUUAAAUGUGUUUUUUGUAUCAUUGUUUUUUGUCCCACCAAGCUUUUUAAGAAAUGUAUGAAAUAAUAUUUAGAAGCUAUGUUUACUAAUACAUUACAACAUAAAAAAAAAAAAAAAAAAACCAGUUUCAUCAGAUAAUAAUAUUGAUGUCAUUCACUUCAUUUUCAAGGUCACAGCUUUUGACCCUAGUUAUAAAAUCAUGCCAUUUUUCCAUUCAGUGUGUAGGAGAGAGGAUAAUUUCAUGUACAUUUCAGUGUUAAUCAAUAACUAAAAGCAUUUAAAUUGAUCAUUCAUCUUUUUCUAAAAAUCUGUUUAAGAUCGGAGAUGAAAACAGUUUCUAACUUUCUAAGAUGUGAGAAGUAUUUUACCUAAUUUUGGUUGUAAUCACACGGCUGAGAGACUACAUUACAAAGGCUAUAGUAUUAUUCCAAUGCAUUACGUGUAACAGUUUGAUCAGUCUGCCUCUCUAGUAGAUAUAAAUGGAUUCAUUUCUUUUGAGAUCUGUGUAAUAUGAACAUGUGAUCAUUCAUUGUAUUUGUGUUGGAAAAUAAACAUUUUUUAUACAAAG
Pecten maximus is the source of this 11519-nucleotide messenger RNA. Its product is annotated as ras-related protein R-Ras2-like. Gene Ontology annotation, molecular function: GDP binding; GTP binding; GTPase activity. NCBI's taxonomy places the organism in Eukaryota, Metazoa, Mollusca, Bivalvia, Pectinida, Pectinidae. Gene Ontology annotation, biological process: signal transduction. Gene Ontology annotation, cellular component: plasma membrane. The transcript is spliced from 6 exons. The coding region runs from base 53 to 652 and encodes 199 amino acids. The record is from RefSeq and is a predicted model, not a curated record.